CCGACAACGUGGGAGCUCAACACCGAACCUUCCCAAGCCCAGACGCCAUUUACGGAAAUACAGGUAGGCCUCUUUUUCUCUUCCACGCCGGUCAAGCAGCCGAACAAAGAUGGCAGAGCCCGAACCCACCGCAGAAGUGAACAGAGUGGCCCUCAAACUACCUCCGUUUUGGGACAAGACUCCAGAGUUGUGGUUCGCUAAUAUAGAGGCCCAGUUUGCCAUUUCGGGCAUCACAAAGGACAGUACCAAGUACUACUCUGUCGUGUCUGCUCUCAACUCCGAUGUUUUGAACUACGUAAGCGACAUCGUCCUCAACCCACCGGCCGAAAACCGUUAUAAUACGCUUAAGGCCAGACUGCUCGCCGAUUUCUCAGACUCGGAACAAAGGAGAAUCAAAGCGCUACUCUCGGAUAUCGCGUUGGGAGACGAAAAGCCAUCACAUGUAUUAAGAAAAAUGAGGCAGUUAGCCAACAAUAAAUUAGGGGAAGACUUUCUAAAAACCUUAUGGCUACAACGACUGCCGCAACAGACCCAGGCGAUCCUGGCAGCCUCCGACGACGGGUUAGAAAACUUGGCCAUCAUGGCCGACAAAAUAGGAGAGGUAACGCACGCGAACGUCGACGAAGUCCAAAAAGGCCCCGAUAAUACACAAGCCCAGUUAAGCGAGCUCCAGGCACAAAUAGAAUCCCUUAGUCAGAGAAUCGAACGAUUAAUCGUUGAAUAUUCUCUUGCAGUUAGUUAG
Molecule: messenger RNA, 742 nt
Organism: Centruroides sculpturatus (bark scorpion)
Lineage: Eukaryota; Metazoa; Arthropoda; Arachnida; Scorpiones; Buthidae
Exons: 2
Coding region: 110-742 (210 amino acids)
Source: RefSeq, a predicted model, not a curated record